Messenger RNA from Epinephelus moara (kelp grouper), 2934 nucleotides. RefSeq names its product Golgi reassembly-stacking protein 2-like. Lineage: Eukaryota; Metazoa; Chordata; Actinopteri; Perciformes; Serranidae. The record is from RefSeq and is a predicted model, not a curated record. The transcript has 10 exons. Bases 133 to 1371 code for a protein of 412 amino acids. Gene Ontology annotation, molecular function: protein binding. Gene Ontology annotation, biological process: Golgi organization. Gene Ontology annotation, cellular component: Golgi apparatus.
ACACAGGGCUGCACCACAGCGGAAGUGCUGGGAACCAGGAACAGCAGGAGCCACGGCGCUGUCAUGUUCUGGUGGAGAGACGCCUGCUAACUAACUCCGUUAACCCACCCUGACACACACAUCCAGGGGACCAUGGGAGGGUCUUCAAGCGUCGAGAUACCGGGUGGAGGGACUGAAGGCUACCACGUCCUCAGAGUGCAAGAGAAUUCCCCCGGUCAUUGUGCAGGACUGGAGCCUUUCUUUGAUUUCAUCAUUUCCAUUAGUGACACAAGACUGAACAAGGACAAUGACACCUUAAAAGAGCUGCUGAAGAUGAACGUGGAGAGGCCCGUCAAGAUAACGUUAUACAGUAGCAAGACGCUGGCAGUGAGGGAGACGACCGUCACACCAAGCAACAUGUGGGGCGGACAGGGGCUGCUGGGAGUCAGCAUUCGCUUCUGCAGCUUUGAAGGAGCCAAUGAGAAUGUUUGGCAUGUUUUGGAAGUGGAGCCAAACUCUCCUGCAGCCGUUGCUGGUUUGAGGGCACAUACUGACUACAUUAUAGGAGCUGACACCGUCAUGUGCGAGGGUGAAGAUCUGUUCUCUGUAGUGGAAACACAUGAAGGGAAGGAGCUGAAGCUUUAUGUUUACAACACAGAUACGGACAACUGCCGCGAGGUGGUCAUCACUCCAAACUGUGAUUGGGGUGGAGAGGGCAGUCUAGGGUGUGGGAUUGGCUAUGGCUACCUGCACAGGAUACCUACACUGCCAUUUGAAGAGGGCAAGAAAACCAGUUUCUCUGCACAGACUCCCAGUGAGCCAGUAACUCCUCCGAAAGAUGGCUUCACAGAGGUCCAUCUCUCUGCUGUCAUUCCAACCGUUCCAGUUGCUGCGUCUUCUUCUGCUACGACUGGAUUAGAGCAGUCACUCGCUGGCUUGUCAGUGAGCUCUAAUCUGACCGCUGUUGUUAGCGAUCUACCGACAGGAGCUCCUACUGUCCCUCUGCCCAGCCAUGUCCCCUCCUCACAAAGCGCUCCCCUGUCUGUCAGUCCUGCCGCCACACUACCAGGUUUAAUGCCCUUACCUGGAGGUCUUCCACCCUUUCCUCAUUUACCAAAUCUAAAUAUCACCUUGCCACCUGGAGCUGGUGGAUUACAACAUACAGGUCUUCCACCCCUCACCCUGCCAAGUGUGGUCCCUGGUGUAACUCUGCCUCCACCAGACUUUGUUCUUCCCCCAGUCGCUGCAAACGCACUUCCUGCUGUUACAAUGAAUACCACAUACCCCCCCUCUGCUAUCCAAAUGAACAGUUCACUGACCAGAACCCCCGUCGCACCAUCAGUGGCCACCCCUGAAUCAAUAAAUAUCACAAUAACUGCUGACUCAUCUUAGCAGAGAGUGCUGUUGAAAGUUGUUGGCUUACACAAUAUAGCCAGUCUAUUAGCUGCAUCACUCAGUUGACAAAUUGCUCCUACAUGCCGUUACGAUUGUCGUACGAGCUCCGGUAUCUGGAGGAUACUGGGAGCUGGUGCUGGUCUGCUCACAUGAAGCGUGAAUGUGUGUCUGGCAGCAGCUGGCUUGUUGAUGGCAGUAAAAAGAAAAUUACAAGAGUAAUUCAAGCCUCUCAGCAGAGUUCAAAUAUUCACUCUGCUGCAGAGCAACUUUUAAAAUAGCUCAUAACUCAAUAGUAAUAGGUAUUAACACAAACUAUGUGGGCUUUUUUAAGCUUGGCUGAAAAACAAGGUGUAAAAUAUGUGGGAACAGGUUACAUUUAAGUGCGUGGGUCAGUAUGUUGGGGUUUUUUUUUUUUAGGACUACGGAGCCUUUGAAGGGUCAUAAUUACCCCUUUUCCACCACAUGGAACCAGUUCUGUUCUGGUUCCCAUUUAAUUUUGAACCGUUCAGAGCAUUUCCAUCAAAAAGUUGGUUCUCAGGUCAGGCCAAAAAAUAGGUUUUCCUUAAAUUGAAGUGCCAAUCGUCACCACAUCAGUGGGCGUGUCAUUUUCUACAGGUUGGAAAGGGAGGAUGGGGGCGGCAAUGAUGGAGAGGUCACGUGAGAAAUCAAAGAGCGUGCAGUGCAAGUUUGCAGGUAAUGAAUGUAAUCAGCCAUUUUGCUGCGAUUGUUUACUUCCGUAGUGCAUUAUGCGACCUCUUCUGUUGAUGACAUCCUUCAUUGCAAUGGUCCUGCUCAAAACUGGUGGCAAUGCAGGCUGCCUCACAAGAUAUACCAUGAAUUGAACCAGUUAAGGACCCAGAACUAAUUUGGUGGAAAAGGGGUUAUUGUUUUUUUUCCCUCAACUACUUUUGUGCUCCCUUGCAAUGUUUUUGCAGUCUCCCUGAUCCACAGGAACAUUUUGUGUGUUGGUCCAGUCAGUUCUAAAGCACAGUUCAGGGAAAUAUUGUGCAGAUACUACAGAAUGGAGACCUGAUUGCUCAUUACUCCUCUUAAAAAAGCCGAAGUCCAACAGUAUGCAGCCACUGCCUGUGAGCGCAGCUGCUCUGCCUGGCUGUGAAUAUGGUAAUUGCUUAGACUAAGGUUGCAGUUUUGGUUCUAACUAUGAUGCUGUGAAUAUGGCUACUGUAGCUGUACAGUGACUACUCUUUACUGCUUCUGUUAAUGCUUUCACAGCUAAUGCUAACCACACAGGAUAUAAUACAGAUGUAUUUAACACCACACUUAGCCAGCAUAACCAUGUCAAUUCACUGCAAACAUUCCACCCCUGCAUGCAGAUAUUGUUACACCAUUAUAUAGAUUAACUUGUCAUAAUCAUAAUGAGGUAAAGGUAUGGCUACAUCCAAAACCACAGCUACCGUCUGUCUCAAUCAGCCUUGGCAGCAGUCAGUGAGAAAGCUGUGUCGACUAGCUCUGCUCUAUCCAGCUGCAAUGAUAGACCAGGCGACAUACAGCUAAGGGUACACCCACACGAGGUGCUCCCAACUAGCAGCGGUCAUGUAA